AUGGAGGAAUUCAGUACGAACAUCGACGACAAGCAACAGAGACAAUCAAAUAUCAACGUCGAACAACAGAAAAAACUGCACGUCGAGCGACAACAAAAACUGCAGGAGUGGUUUCCGCAUACACCAGCAGUAUUCUGGUCGAAAACAUGUGAAGAACACAAUGGCUUUUUCGGCAGCCACACUUCUAGCACUCUUAUCCCUAUUCCCGAAUCUAGUCAUGCAAGCUCCUUCACCGACCAAAUAACAACUUCAGCGGCUGCAGACCAUCAGGAACUCGUGUCCACGUACUUCCGUCUAAUCGUGAAGAUGCUAUCAUCUGCCAAAGCUCAAGCUCAAGGUUUUACAUCGGUCUCAAGUGGUGCUGCCGAUUAUGAAUGGCACGAAACGGGUUAUCUGAGUGCCUCCUCGGACACAAAGAACCUACUUCUCUGUUUCGACGUUCCUGCAGAUUCAAUCGCGAAUCUAUAUCAAACAAUGCCCAAAGCUCUCGAUCAAGUAACAGGUCCAUUUGCAUUGCACAUACUACUAUUGGAAGAAUUGGCGCAACUGUACGAUCGGAGCGUUUGGGCCAUGGCCAAAAAAGUCCGAGGGAUUGAGAAACAACGACUCUUAGAAUCAGGAAGGCGAGUUUCGACGACAUCUUCUCUCUCAUCGAGCUUUGAUCCUCCCGCCAACGACACCUCCAAACCAAUAGGACUGGUGCAACUUCGGAAUUCCGAAAACUUUGAACACCUCUUCGAGAUCUCACGACACCUGGCGCAUAGUGUUGAAACAACACAGAUUGCCACCGAAGUUGUGGAGCGCAUAAAAAAUGCCUGCGAAUACAUCCACCUCGCUCAAGGAACUCCAAUACUCGCGGCGAGAGUACAAAAACUGAAUUUCUUGCAUAGUUUAUUCAGGGGACUGUCUGCGAGGUCUGUGUCCAUUGAGAAGAGACUGACCAGUGAACAAGUGUUGCUUUCGAACGUGAUAUCUCAACGAGACAGUAAUGUCAACAAAGAGAUGUCUAACUUCAGCUCUCAAAUAGCACUGUCCGCCAAGGAAGACGGUGCGGCCAUGAAGACCAUCGCAGUCGUCACUUUGACAUUUUUGCCGGCGACGUUUGUCACGGCACUCCUCGGCAUGAACUUCUUUACCGUCGAUUCCAAAACACCUGGCGGGCGACUGACCUCGACGAAAGACGUGUGGAUCUUUUUUGUGAUCGCUGUACCACUUACAGUUAUCGUGUUGUGCAUUUGGUGGUGGUGGCAGAGGAGAGAAGUCAAGAGGCACAAUGCAGGGCGGUCUGAAAAGGAUGUGGAGGAUCUUGAGGACGCAGGUAGUUGA
Messenger RNA from Aureobasidium melanogenum CBS 110374, 1326 nucleotides. RefSeq lists its product as uncharacterized. Gene Ontology annotation, biological process: transmembrane transport; metal ion transport. Lineage: Eukaryota; Fungi; Ascomycota; Dothideomycetes; Dothideales; Saccotheciaceae. The transcript has 4 exons. Gene Ontology annotation, molecular function: metal ion transmembrane transporter activity. The record is from RefSeq and is a predicted model, not a curated record. Gene Ontology annotation, cellular component: membrane. The coding region runs from base 1 to 1326 and encodes 441 amino acids.